Fusarium verticillioides 7600 is the source of this 983-nucleotide messenger RNA. RefSeq lists its product as hypothetical. The record is from RefSeq and is a predicted model, not a curated record. NCBI's taxonomy places the organism in Eukaryota, Fungi, Ascomycota, Sordariomycetes, Hypocreales, Nectriaceae. Gene Ontology annotation, biological process: intracellular manganese ion homeostasis. The transcript has a single exon. Gene Ontology annotation, molecular function: manganese ion transmembrane transporter activity; iron ion transmembrane transporter activity. Gene Ontology annotation, cellular component: fungal-type vacuole membrane. Bases 33 to 800 code for a protein of 255 amino acids.
UUGAGGUUUGGAGAUAAGCAGCAUCGUUCAGUAUGAAGUCCUCACAGAGUCCAGCAUUCAAGCGCUUUUUGUCCGACUUUACGCUCGGCUUCUCAGAUGGACUUACAGUGCCGUUUGCCUUGACCGCUGGGCUCAGCUCGCUUGGGAAGACGGAUACUGUCAUUACUGGCGGAUUAGCAGAGUUAUGCGCGGGCAGCAUCAGUAUGGGGAUUGGAGGAUAUCUGGCAGCACGAGACGAAUGUGCACCUUGUCAAACAAAGUCCAAGGAUUUAGAGGACUCACGAGAGAGCUGUGAGAGGAAUAGCGAAAGUGACUACAUGGUCGAACAAUCCGAGAAGAUGCAGAUGCAAGCGGAGGAGCUGGUGCGACAACAUCUCGAGCCUUUGGAUCUCCCGAGUUCAACAGUCACGACAAUCCUCAACACCAUUCAACAAGAACCAUCAGAUCUCCAACGCGUGGUGUCACGCUUAAACACGUUAAAAGACGACAUAUCGCCCUCACAACCAACGCCUCAAUCGCCAAUUAUUUCUGGCCUCUCGAUAUCACUAGGCUACACCAUCGGCGGCAUCAUUCCCUUAUUUCCCUACUUCUUCACCAGCACAGUAGGCCUCGGUCUUCAAUGGAGCUCAUGUCUCUGUCUGUUGGUAUUAUUUGCCUUUGGAGCUGGGAAGAGCUACAUCCUACAAACGGGAGACGUGUCAGUGCGUUCGUGGAUGAUCGAAGGGCUGCAGAUGUUGGUCCUGGGUGCUUUGGCUGCAAUCGCGGCUGUAGCGUGCGUCACGUGGGUCGGAGCAAAUUGAUGGAUGCCUGGUUAUUGAGAGUUCAGGCAGAAACGUGACUACAGAGGUGGACGAAUGAGGGACUGAGCAUUCGAGUUGAACUUUGGAAACGAUGACGUUGAAAAGUCACAAAGGCAAUUUUAGUAUUAGGUGGUGAAAAUGUGGCAACCAAUAGCAAUUAAAUGACUUGUGUUACUUCCAAAA